AUGAUCCCGACGUCAUCAUCUAAGGUCCUGUAGUUUCCUGGGCUUUUUGACACCUGGCUGUUCCUGGUUGCGGCGCUGUGCGGGGACAUGGACCGCUUCUCCUGGUGCUCCGGCCUGCUGGAGAUAGACGAGACCCUGGUGAUCCAGCAGCGCGGAGUGCGCCUGUCAGAUGGGGAGGACAAGAGUAAGUUUGACAGCGGCACGCUUCUCUUGACCACUCACAGGCUAAUUUGGAGAGACCAGAAAAAUCAUGAUUUCUGCGUUGCUGUUCCACUUUCUCAGAUUGUGUUCUCAGAAGAACAAGCGGGAGGGAUUGGAAAAAGUGCCAAAAUUGUAGUGCAUCUCCACCCUCCAUCUCCAAACAAAGAACCUGGACCAUACCAAACCAGCCGCUACUCCUAUGUCAAGUUAUCCUUCAGAGAGCACGGUCAGAUUGAGUUCAAUCGCCGACUAUCAGAGGAGCUGACGCAGAAGAGGUGGCAGAGGGCAUCACCCUCUAUUCAGAUGAGCAGAGGUCCUCAGACAGGGAGAAUAAAAGCUGUCGGGAUUGUGGGCAUUGAGCGGAAGCUGGAAGAGAAACGAAAAGAGACCGACAAGAACAUAUCCGAGGCCUUUGAAGACCUCAGCAAGCUGAUGGAAAAGGCCAAGGAAAUGGUGGAACUGUCCAGAUCGAUAGCGAACAAAAUCAAAGACAAACAAGGAGACAUCACAGAAGACGAGACAAUAAAGUUUAAAUCCUACCUGCUGAGCAUGGGCAUUGCCAAUCCAGUCACAAGAGAAACCCAUGGAUCUGGCACCCACUACCACAUGCAGCUGGCGAAACAGCUCGCCACAAUUUUACAGGCCCCAUUGGAGGAAAGAGGGGGCAUAAUGUCACUUACAGAAGUAUACUGCCUAGUAAAUCGAGCCAGGGGCAUGGAGUUGCUUUCUCCGGAGGAUCUGGUGAACGCCUGCAAAAUGUUUGAAUCCCUGAAGCUUCCGCUGCGGCUUCGUAUUUUUGAUAGUGGGGUCAUGGUAAUUGAACAUCAGUCUCAUAACGAAGAGGAAAUGGUUGCUGCUGCUUUAGAAACGGUAUCUGAAAGGGGCUCGCUGACGUCUGAGGAGUUCGCCAAGAUUGUCGGCAUGUCCGUUUUGUUGGCCAAAGAAAGAUUGCUUCUUGCGGAAAACAUGGGGCACCUCUGCCGGGAUGAUUCAGUCGAGGGGUUGCGCUUCUAUCCAAACCUGUUCUUGACUCAGACAUAGGCAUGUGCUAGAAUUACAUGUACAGCAGUGACCCACUCAGCAGGGAGCGGUUCCUGCACAGGAGCUGCGGAAUAAUGAUUCAAAGAGGACCGGACACAAUUAAAGUAUGAUGUAGGCCAUAAACAAAGUGGAAAAGUCCUCCCCAUCUAUCUGUACAGCAGUAUACACAUACCUCAUAUGAUAAAGCAUAACCAAUCUGUAAGAGAGAGUUAUUGAAAAUAGUGCACAGAAAAUGGAUUCAAUAUCCACAACAACCAUUUAAUUUCGAAGGGGCUUCUUUAUCGCUCCCUUGCACUAGUUUUGAUAAAUGUUGCAUAAAUCAAUAGUACAAGCAACCAUACGAAGCUUUGUAAUAUAUCUUAUCAAAGAAAAUUGCCUUGUUUUAGAGUUAUCAGCUGUUUCUUCCUCUCUCCCCUCUGCUUUCUAACAUAUCUUUGACUCUGAAAAUGAUGAAAUCCGUCUGGAGUCUGCUGCUCACUGAAAAAUCUGAUUACAUCAUCCUGUAGAAGUCUAUGGAGAGGGGACAGGGGGAUUGAGCAGUAACUAGGGAAUACAGGAGACCGGCACAACAAAAGAAGACUGCACAGCUAAAUAGAUAACUUAUAUCGCAGGCCAAGUGCUAUGUUCAGAUCCAUACAUUUCAGCACUUCUCUGCAAUGUCCCCCAUGAUCCUGAUGCUGCUCCUAAGAUUUUAGUCUACCAUCCAGUAGAUGGGAGCUAGUCUUCACUUACCAGGUCUGGGAAAAUUACAAACUAGAGACACAACAUGCAGAGGGGACAACUGCCAGAUACAAGUCAUAUAAUGGCCAGAAAUAAUGUUAUUCCUCAUGUACACACACACACACACACUAUUACUGAUUAAUGCAAAGUUUGUUGAACGUUUAGGUAUGCUUUAAAGUGAAUGUCCACCUUUUAAAAGUGUUUUCUGAGACUUCUUUACUGAUGGCCUAUACUCUGGAUAGGUCAUCAGUAUCACAUUAGUGGGGGUCUGACACCCAGGACCCCCGCUGAUCACCUGUUUGAGAAGGCAUCGGCACUCCCAGCUCACCAAGCACAGUGGCGUACAUUGUAUAGCGGCUGUGCUUGGUAUCAAACCUAGCCCCAUUCACUUCAAUCAGGCUGAGCUUUAAGGGGACCUGUCAGCACAAAAUCUGCUUCAAAACCACCAAGAACACCUUAACAGUCAUGGUUUCCUCAAUGGUUGUCUUUUAUAUGGUUCUUCUGUCUUCCUAAUGUAGCACAAAUCAUCUUUAUUCACUGCUGCCACUGUAUGCUAAUCUGCGGC
Messenger RNA from Bufo bufo (common toad), 2527 nucleotides. RefSeq names its product vacuolar protein sorting 36 homolog (gene VPS36). Lineage: Eukaryota; Metazoa; Chordata; Amphibia; Anura; Bufonidae. Gene Ontology annotation, molecular function: phosphatidylinositol-3-phosphate binding; ubiquitin binding. Gene Ontology annotation, cellular component: late endosome membrane; ESCRT II complex. Gene Ontology annotation, biological process: protein transport to vacuole involved in ubiquitin-dependent protein catabolic process via the multivesicular body sorting pathway. The coding region runs from base 88 to 1242 and encodes 384 amino acids. The transcript has 14 exons. The record is from RefSeq and is a predicted model, not a curated record.